Penicillium bovifimosum is the source of this 1215-nucleotide messenger RNA. RefSeq names its product glycosyltransferase family 69 protein. The transcript has 3 exons. The record is from RefSeq and is a predicted model, not a curated record. The coding region runs from base 1 to 1215 and encodes 404 amino acids. NCBI's taxonomy places the organism in Eukaryota, Fungi, Ascomycota, Eurotiomycetes, Eurotiales, Aspergillaceae.
AUGACGCUUUUGUCCACCUCCCGACGAUUCUCCCGUUCUCGCAUAGCCAGGGCACUCGCAAUCCUCCUCGCAAUAUGGAGCUUCGCCGAGCUACACCUGAUUCAGCGCCGGAUAUACGAAGCAGACCACGCCCACCACGGGAAUCGACCGCGAAAGCAAGAACGGAUAUACAUCGCAAGCGUCAAUUGGAACAAUGAGCUCGUCUUGCGCACCCACUGGAGCAAAGCCCUCGUCGAGCUGGUUACAACGCUCGGUCCUGAAAAUGUGUUCAUCAGCAUCUACGAAAGCGGGAGCUACGACAACACCAAAGGCGCGCUGCGUGAACUAGAUUGGGAACUCGAGCGGAUGCGGGUACCGAGGAAUAUCACCUUGUCGCCUGUGACGCAUGAGGAUGAGAUAGCAGCGCCUGCUGGUGGCAAUGGCUGGAUUCAGACACCAAAUGGGGAGAAGGAGCUUAGGCGAGUGCCAUAUCUAGCUCGGGUGCGGAAUUUGAGCUUGUUACCUCUGCAAGACCUCGCGCGGAACGGGAUUACUUUCGAUAAGAUAUUGUUUCUGAAUGAUGUUGUGUUCACGCCGGGAGAUGUGUUCGAACUUCUGGAAACCAAUGACGGCCAAUUCGGUGCUGCUUGCUCGUUGGAUUUCUCUAAGCCUCCGGAUUUCUAUGAUACAUUUGCGCUUCGAGAUAGUGAAGGCCAUGAGCCUAUCAUGCAGACAUGGCCAUAUUUCCGUUCCGCGAUAUCUCGACAGGCAUUGAAACGCUUUGCUCCUGUUCCAGUGACAAGUUGUUGGAAUGGCAUGGUCGCAAUGCCAGCUAGUCCAUUCAUUGGCAGCUCACCGCUACGUUUUCGAGGUAUCCCUGAUUCAUUAGCAGAGUACCACCUCGAAGGCUCCGAAUGUUGUCUUAUACAUGCAGACAAUCCACUGUCAGUGCAGAAGGGCGUGUAUCUGAACCCUCUGGUUAGGGUUGGAUACAACGGCCCCGCAUACACAGCUGUUCAUCCAAUGACGAGAUGGCUCUCUGCGUGGCGUAUCCUACGGGGCUUAUGGGUCAAUCGGCUACGUCGCCUUGGCGUCACUACAUGGUUGAAGGAGCAAGUGGUUCGGAGGCGAGUAGAGAGGUGGAGAGGCUUAAGUCCUGGAAAUACAGAACGCGGGGAGCUCUGCAUUAUCAAUGAGAUGCAAAUUCUGCAUCGAUAUGGCUGGAUCCAUGUGUAG